AUGAAACGUGAAGACAAUCAAUCAAUAAAAUAUAUAUUUGAUCUGUAUAAAUGGCGUCAAAUUAUCGAACAAGAACUCAAGUCGUUAAAGAAAGAUGAGACACUAUGGUGUGACAUACCAGUUGAAUUACAAUUCCUAGCUAAGGCUUUGUAUCAACAGUAUAGAAUGAAUAAUUAUGCUCGUUUACCAUGUCAUGUGAUAUACUCAUCACGUACAACAUUAGAAGAUGUUAAAUGUAGCUAUAAUAGACAAAAUCAAGCAUAUUUCGAAUGUAAACGUGGCUUUUCAUUGGAUUUAUUUCUUAGUAAAUCUGAAAAAUAUUCCUAUCCAUCGCUCAUUGCUGAUCCUGACUUACCAUUUUCAAGCUAUGCAUACAUAAGUGUCUUAAAUAAUCAAUAUCGAAGUUGUAGUAGUAUGUGGGGAUUCGAAUUCAAUUAUGAACCUAUUAUUUAUUAUCCGUGGAUGGCUGAUCGUGACAAAUUAAAAUUGUUUGAUGUAACUUUUGGUUAUGAUCGAUCAAUUUAUGAUUUUCCUCCACGUCCUCAUCUUUUCUCGUAUGUUGAACAACUGAAGUUCACUUCACAAAGAUUAUCAUUUCAAGAAACAAUGAGCAGUAAAAAACUGAUUCAUUCUGUUAAUAUGUCAGAUGUUUAUUGGACUAAUUUAUUAAUGAAAUCCAUCAGACAAAACAAAACGAUUAAUACAUCAUAUAUUAGAGCACCAAUUAUGUGGAUGAACAGUAAUUGUAAUGCAAAAUCACGGCGUACCCAAUACAUGAAGAAGUUGAUGAAAUAUAUUGAUGUCGAUAACUACGGCAAUUGUGGAGAGAAGAUUCGGCAGUUACCAGAGCACAUCGUCAAAAUUCAAGGCUCUCGAAAUCGAACUUUGAAACAUAUUGCUACUUAUAAGUGGGAAGCAGGAAAACUAGCAUUAUCGAGAGAUUAUUUAUUUACUAUCGCGAUUGAGAAUAGUCUAACUUAUGAUUAUAUAUCAGAAAAAUUAUGGCAUUCGUUAGCAGCUGGAAGUAUACCUAUUUAUCUUGGAGCUCCAAAUUUUUACGAUUGGUUACCAUGUCGAACAGAUUGUAUAAUCGAUUUGAGAAAAUUCGAAACACCAAAAGAUGCAGCUAUAUUUAUAAAAAGUGUUGCAAAAAACAAAACAUUAUAUGAAAGUUAUCAUCAAUGGCGAAAAGAACCUGUCUCCGACAAUUUCCAGAACAUACUCGACUACUAUGCAAGAUCUAGUAAUCAUACUUUGGAUUGUGCUCUUUGUGAAAUGUCUCACCGUGUUGGCCAAGGAGAAGAUUCAAAGAAAAUUAAAAUUGAUCUAAAGAAUAGAAUUGGUAGUUUCUGA
This is a messenger RNA of Adineta steineri, 1353 nucleotides long. The record is from the annotation of a GenBank genome assembly. Lineage: Eukaryota; Metazoa; Rotifera; Eurotatoria; Adinetida; Adinetidae.